CAGGGGUGACCAUGACAGCGGGGGGGGGGAGGGCGGGAGCGGCGUGCCUGAGGGGCACCAGCAGCAGCACCAGCAGCAGCACCAGCAGCAGCACCAGCAGCAGCAGCUGGCUGAAGCAAGAACCCAAGCGUCAGGUCGACGCGGGGGCGGGCGCAACGCCGCUUCGUGGCAGGCGAUGGUGCUGCCCUCGACAGCGCACCCGGCGGCGCCGCUGCCUGCUAGUGGCGGGAAGCGGUCAGCAGUGGUGGCUGGGAAGGCGGACCUGCAUCGCUGA
Monoraphidium neglectum is the source of this 274-nucleotide messenger RNA. RefSeq lists its product as hypothetical. The transcript has a single exon. The record is from RefSeq and is a predicted model, not a curated record. The annotation marks the transcript as partial. NCBI's taxonomy places the organism in Eukaryota, Viridiplantae, Chlorophyta, Chlorophyceae, Sphaeropleales, Selenastraceae.